Messenger RNA from Colletotrichum chrysophilum, 1293 nucleotides. RefSeq lists its product as uncharacterized. The transcript is spliced from 2 exons. Gene Ontology annotation, biological process: proteolysis. Lineage: Eukaryota; Fungi; Ascomycota; Sordariomycetes; Glomerellales; Glomerellaceae. Gene Ontology annotation, molecular function: zinc ion binding; metallocarboxypeptidase activity. The record is from RefSeq and is a predicted model, not a curated record. The coding region runs from base 1 to 1293 and encodes 430 amino acids.
AUGAAGUUCGCCAAUUACCUGGCGGUUCUGUCACCCCUCGUCGCAGCUUCUGCUGUGAAAAUCACUAGUAGCAGCGCCCCACGAGACGCAAAAGUCAAUUAUGAUGGAUACCAUGUCUACCGGGUGUCAACCGCCAAUGCCCCCAGCGACCUCCAAUCCCGCUUAGUGUCAUUCCCCUCCAUCGACUUGAAAGAGUUCAUUGAGGUCGCGGUUCCGCCGAAUGACAUUAGCGGCUUCGAGGCUUUAGGACUUGAUACCCAACUUCUGAGCAACGACUUGGGCAACCAGAUUAUGGAAGAAUCUCGAGUCAUUAACUCUACCCCAUUGACGAAACGAGGCGGCUUGCCAAGUCUAAGCUGGUUCGACUCCUACCACUCAUAUGAUGACCACGUACAAUAUUGGCAGGAUCUUCAUGCCGCGUUCCCAAACAACUCGCAGUGGCUGGACAUUGGAUCUUCGUACGAAGGGCGCAACAUCUUUGGGCUGAAGCUUUGGGGUGGAAAACCGGCAGAGAACAAGCCCAUUGUCCUCUGGCACGGUACCGUUCACGCCAGGGAAUGGAUCACAACUAUGGUAAGCGUUGCCACUGAAAAGAUAUUGCAUGUACUAACAUCGUUGGUGAAGACCGUCGAAUACCUGACUUACCAGCUCAUCGAAGGCUAUCGGUCCGGGAACAAGAACGUCACAGCAUUCUUCGACGCUUACGACUUCUACAUCAACCGUCAACCACGCUCCAACAUCACCUGUAUCGGCACUGACGGUAACCGUAACUGGGACUUCCAAUGGAACUACCCCCUCGAGGACGGCAGCGUCUCAUCAGAUCCCUGCAGCCAGACCUUCCGAGGCCUCAGCCCGGGUGACACGACUGAGAACGUCGUUCUCUCCGCUCUCUCCCGCAAGCUAGCUGCCACGCCGGGGGGCAUUCGCCUCUUCAUUGACUGGCACAGCUACUCACAGCUCAUCCUCCUCCCUUGGGGUUUCUCUUGUGCGCCAGAUGUCCUCCCCAAGAACCUGCAGGCACAGCGUGAUGUCGGCGGCGGUUACGCAGCUGCUAUCAAUGCGACGAGUGGCGAGGAGUAUCAGGUCGGGCCUUCGUGUGAGAUCUUGUACUACUCCACUGGUUCUGCGAGAGACUUUCAUCACGGCGCACUGAAUGCUACGUAUUCUUGGAGUGUUGAGUUGAGGCCUAAGACCAGUGGUGCCGGUGGCUUCGUGCUGCCUCCGGAGUUGAUUCGGCCGACGGUCAAGGAGCACUGGGCAGGGAUCAAGUAUGUUCUUGGUGUUGUUGGCUAG